This is a messenger RNA of Didymodactylos carnosus, 1017 nucleotides long. NCBI's taxonomy places the organism in Eukaryota, Metazoa, Rotifera, Eurotatoria, Philodinida, Philodinidae. The record is from the annotation of a GenBank genome assembly.
AUGCAAAUAUGCAACCAAUUGCGUCAAUUACGUCACGAAUUGUUAAAAGAUUUGUGUGAUCCAUCGUUGGAUCUAACUCUUGUACGAGAUAUAUUUGAUCAAUAUGUAUCACUUAUAUUAGGCUUUAUUAUUUCGCCAGAUGGCAGUUCGGAUGACAGUAAAUUGCGUUAUACAACAAAAUUUUAUUACACUGAUUCUUUAACAAGUACGUCAGUUAUUACGCCAAGCGAUAAAGAUGCACUCGAUAUACAUAAAUCGAUAAAAAUAUCGUCUGGUAUCUUCAAACAUGUUUUGGAUAUUGAAUUGCGAAAACUGACAAAUGUUAAACUUCCACCGUGUUCAGAUUUAAAUGAUAAAAUUCUUGUAGCAUAUUAUUAUCAAUCACUUGCUGAAUUUCACGAAGUUACUGUUGCUCGAGCAAUAAAUUCGAAACAAGAUAAUGCACUUAUAUCAAGUAUUGCAAAUCAGAUAUCGCAAUAUUUUGACAUCGGCGGCCAACAACUAACAACAUUCGAUGAUAAAAUCGCACGUGCAUAUCAAGCUCUAAGUUUAUUGGAUAAAAAUGAUGGCGGUGGGGCAUUAAAAGCUGUUGAAGAAGCUUUCAAAGUACAACAACAAGCUAAAGCAUUUUGUGAUGAAUAUGCAAAACGUGAUGCACCAGGCACUCAAGCAAUACCACAACGUCAUCCAUUCUUUCUUCAACUCGAGUCGAUGAUUAAACGUAUACACGAUACAACAGAAUUUGAAAAUACACUAAUACACCAUAAGAAAAUUGCUAACGAAUGUCCACCGCUUGAACAAGCUACUCAUGGUAUUUUGCAAGCAGAAGAAUAUAUAAUGCCAAAACUGAAUAGUCUGUUUUCUGCUGAUGCUUAUAGAGCAUUUGAUAUCGGAAAAAAUGUUGGUAAACCAUAUAAAGAAGAUAAAAAAGCUCGUGAAGUUAAGGAAAUGAAAGAAGUGCCUAUACCACAAGGUUACGCUGAUCCAAAUCAAAAUAGUUCAUGUAUUAUAGCUUAG